AUGUCAGUGCAAAGGUUUCUGAAGUUAGAGGAAGCAUUAGAACUAUUCAAUAGUUUAGAUUCAGAUGAGAGCGAAGUUGAAAUUGUUGUGUUGCCACCAGAUGCCAGUGAACUAACUGACGAAGAUGAAGGGGAUGAGAAUGAAGUAAAUACUGGUGAGAUUACUGUAACCGAUGUUCCUGGGUCUCUAAUUUAUCUUUUCAAAAGUCUUGGUGAACAGGGUUUUCGAGCUACAGUAACCAUACGAGAAAAUCGGAUAAACCAUGAGUUUCCUUUAGAAGAAUCUAAGUCUAUGCGGAAGAAAGAAAGAGGUACGUCUGAUUUUACAUUUGACGAGAAAUCUGAGAUUUUCCUGGUGCGAUGGAAUGAUAAUAGUACUGUCACUGUUGCUACAAAUUUCAGCACUUCAGAACCAUUCUUUGAUCUGAAGAGGCGAGUGAGAGGACACAAAGAUAAAAUUAACGUAAAGAUACCAAGUUUAAUUAAUUCUUACAACAAACAUAUGGGCGGUGUGGAUCACCACGACUAG
Stegodyphus dumicola is the source of this 528-nucleotide messenger RNA. Its product is annotated as piggyBac transposable element-derived protein 3-like. Lineage: Eukaryota; Metazoa; Arthropoda; Arachnida; Araneae; Eresidae. The record is from RefSeq and is a predicted model, not a curated record.